ACGUUUAUUUUCAACUUCAAAAAGUCGCUCCUCUUCCUCCUCCUCCUCUUCUUCUACUUCCUCUUUUUGUUAUUCUUGUUGUUCUCAUAUCUCACCGAUGGCCAUGACGGGGGACGAUGCAGAACGAGGCAGUCGGGGAAGAGCAACGGCAGCGGCAAAGGCGAAAGGACCUGCAGUGCCUGUUGUUGACAAACCCGAAUCGAGUACGCGAAGGACAACAUCUGCAUUGGCUACUUCAGUUGGUGGAGGGAAGGAGCCCACCCCAGGAACCGACGCAAGCUUGUUCCUGGGGAAGAGUGAGGCGGCACAUGUUGCACUGCGAAAGAAAAACAAGGUUUGGAUCUGGUGUGAGAAAGGACAAGAGGUACCAACUUCGAAAGGGAGGGGGGAGUAUUGGGUCAGGUCCAGGUUGUGCUCGACAAUCUGGAGGGGGUCGGCAAGUAAGGCUGCCGAGCAUUUCUUGAAGCCGAUGAAGCUGUGUGCACUGCGGGCAGGUGAGAUAGUCCAUAUUUUGGUUGUUGGCGGUGCUAAAGUGCAGCCAAACGACAAGAACACGGAGUACUUGUUGAGGAAUUACAAGGGAGGCGAGGCCGAAUCAGAUGUACAUCGUGGUUAUGCAUCAUGUGGAGCGGAAGGCUUGGAAGAUCCCCAAACAGACGAACCACAGCCACCGCCUGUUGCAGGGUGGACAGUUGCCGACAUUGCAAACAUGCUUGCUGAUGCACUUGAUGAGGUUGUCGAGGGUGGAGGUGCAGCGGAGGACGGAGGCGAGGCCAUGUUCAGGGUUGGUAUUGCUUUCAAUUUCUUGAACAUGGACACGACUCAGACAUUGCAUGUCGUGUACCUGGAGGUAGCCAACUCGAGGCCGAAGGUGAAGCUCCCAUCGUACAACUACAUGAGGACGGUCAUGUUGGACAUCAUCUACAUGAAGAUCCAAAAGGAGGUGAACCCGAUGACGAGCUGCUGGGACUUAAUUGGAUGCACGUUCAUCACUGAUGGGUCAAUUGACCGCAAGAAUCGGCCAGUGAUGAACUUCUUGGCAUCGGGGGAGCAAGGGGCGGUGCUCGCAACGACGGUGACAAUGAGUGGUAGGAAGAAGAAUGCGGUGGCGUUGGCAAAGUUGUGGGAGCAGGUAAUGAGGAAGAACGUUGCAGACGCAAGUCAGUAUGGAAUGCAGAGCCAUUGCCCCGUAUAGAUGAUCUGUUGGAUCGGGUGCAGAGGUGCAAGUAUUUCUCGAAGAUAGAUUUGAAGUCUAGCUAUCAUCAGAUAGA
Molecule: messenger RNA, 1271 nt
Organism: Chara braunii
Lineage: Eukaryota; Viridiplantae; Streptophyta; Charophyceae; Charales; Characeae
Source: the annotation of a GenBank genome assembly